CUAAACCCAAAGACUUUCAUGUUGGCCGCUUAUGUGUGUGCUUGCGUUGAUAUAUUAUUCACAGUGAUAUGUUAAGCCUGCAAAAUUGUCUGCACACUUCUCUGAAACGAGAGUGCUGCUGGAAGCUUUUCACAAAAUAACGCGCAGAUGUAAAAGAAAGCUGUUCACACAUUACAGACGGCUGCUCGGCAAAUAACAGAGUCGCAGAUCACGUUGUUUAGAGAUAACAGUGAGUGAUUUUCUGCUGCACUACGUCCACAGACGUCUGCUUUUCUUGACGUCAGGAGAAGUCUGAGCGCACGAGCACGGCUACCACAUCGCACCCAGCGCGAAGGAGAGCACACCACAGCUACACAUCGCCAUUUAGCUGUAGUGUGGCGAAUCCCAUCCACAUUGUAGGAUGCCUCUUGGAGAGGAUGGAAAUGGAUGGAAAAAGAAGACAUCAGACAUCAAAGAACAUUAUGACUUCAAAGAAGUGCUGGGAACGGGAGCUUUCUCAGAGGUGGUUCUAGCAGAGGAGAGGGGCACCCAGAGGCUGGUGGCCAUCAAGUGCAUCCCCAAGAAAGCACUGGAAGGCAAAGAGAACAACAUUGAAAAUGAGAUUGCCGUACUGCACAGGAUCAAGCAUCCUAACAUCGUGUCACUGGAGGACAUCUUUGAAAGUACAUCUCAUCUAUAUCUUGUCAUGCAGCUGGUGUCUGGAGGUGAGCUAUUUGACAGGAUUGUGGAGAAAGGUUUCUACACCGAGAGAGAUGCCAGCCAGCUCAUCCACCAGAUUUUAGAUGCAGUCAAAUAUCUCCAUGACAUGGGCAUUGUUCACAGAGACUUGAAGCCUGAGAAUUUGCUCUAUUACAGUAUGGACGAAGACUCCAAAAUCAUGAUCAGUGACUUCGGUCUGUCAAAGAUUGAGGGAGCAGACAGUGUCAUGUCCACAGCGUGUGGUACUCCAGGAUAUGUUGCUCCUGAGGUGCUUGCUCAGAAGCCAUACAGCAAAGCAGUGGACUGCUGGUCCAUAGGAGUUAUUUCUUAUAUCUUGUUGUGUGGAUAUCCUCCGUUUUAUGAUGAAAAUGAUGCCAAGUUAUUUGAGCAGAUCCUGAAAGCAGAAUAUGAGUUUGAUUCUCCAUACUGGGAUGAUAUUUCAGAUUCAGCUAAAGACUUCAUCUGUCACCUGAUGGAAAAAGAGCCUAUGAAAAGAUAUACAUGUGAGCAGGCCCUGCAGCACCCAUGGAUCUGUGGAGACACGGCUCUGGACAAGAAUAUCCAUGAAUCUGUCAGCGCUCAGAUCAAGAAGAACUUUGCUAAAAGUAAAUGGAAGCAAGCAUUUAAUGCCACAGCAGUGGUGCGCCACAUGCGGAGGUUGCAGCUGGGCACCAGUCUUGAGGGACCGAGCCAGAUUACUCCCACCAGUCCCUGCCAUGGACUUCUGCUCCCAGAGGAGGAGGAAGAGGAGGAGGAAGAUGAGCUGGGGAAUGGAGAGGAAGAGAGCUUGUCCCACUAUGAGGACGGCCGCCGUGGAAGCAACGAAGGUAGCGCCGAUAGAGACAGCCUGAGAAGCUGCACCUACUGCUGCAGGCCAGCCAGUCGCGUCUGAGCACAACCUCCUGUUGACAUGGUGACAUUUUAUCCCUGGAGCGCCCAGAGCCCACCCUGCCCAGUCUGGCCAGGAAUGCAGAGUAGUUAUCAGGCAGGGUCAACAGCAAGCAGGCCACUGUCACAGUGUGGAGAAACAUGCCACACGUUUUUAUCCCAGAAAACCACAAAAACACUUAAAAAACACAUCCUGACUUGAGAUUCACAGGUCAACUUUGCUGCAAAAGAAUGCACUGCUGAUUAAAAAAGGUCUCUCUGCAUGAUCAUCCUGAAAUAAGCCACCCCAGCAAUUAAACAUGUAGUUGUGAUUUGUGCAGCUGUAGCAGACAGGGUGACAUUUAAAAAAAAAGUGGUUUGGGAUGUUAGCUUCAGGAAGACUAGCAGCCUCUGAAGUUUUGUUUGAGAUUGAGGCGGCAGUUUAAAGGCAGUCUUCUCUUUUUAUUUUGGUUAUCACAUUAUAUGUCACAUCUACCUCUAACUGCAACUUCUGUCUGUCUGCACCCUCUACAUUACUGGCAGCUUUCCCAAAAAAUCCUGCCAGACAGGGCACAGAGAGGGAAACAGUGCUGAAAGCUACUCCUGCAUGUCUUAAUAUCCAUCAGUUUGGUUCAGACCAGUCACGGACCAAGUAGCUGUUUAGCCAAGCUCAUCUAAAGGCAUGCCGAUACCACCUCAUCGUAUGCUCAGUUCAAUUAUGCUGUCUUUUUUCUUAUUUAAAGAUAAAUUAAUGUAUUUUUCAACCUAGGGCCCAUUGUUCCAUUAGUUAAAACAGUUUGAGCCAGCUCAAAACAUGCACUUUUAUUUGUCCUGACAAGAUUGUCUGUGAUUUCUCUAAAGGAUAACAUUGUAGCCAUGAAAGCCAUGUUAGCAGAGCUUGUUGAGGCAGUUUACUGGAGUGAUUUCAAAACAGUUUAAAUCAAAGAUUCUACAUUAGGAUGGACUCAGGGGUUGAACUAAUGGUGCUUUUCCACAAAGCAGUCAGGUUUGGUUCAGUGCAGGAUGAAGUGCUGGACUGGUAAUCUGGCAUAUAGGACAUCCAGGCGGCAUCCUCUAACAUCAAAACAGUUAAAAAUACAGUGAAUGCACACAAUUUUAUUUGUCUAUGGCAUUUAUGUCUCAACUUUUUAACAGUUUGAGGAAAUCUUUUUGCAGACCUAUUAAAAAAGAAGAAGGACAGCAAAGCCCUGGUUUGCAUCAAAAAAUGCCAUGGCUAAAUUUUCUUUCCAGUCUAACGCUGUAGGUAUGGCAGACCUGACCACCGCUUACAUUUCAAAAAUCUAUGUCCGUCUGGCCUUGAUGCAAAUGCCAAACCCCUCUCUGUGUAUGGGAAAUAAAGAUUAUUUCAACCAGUCAGUGGACUACACUGUAGUGAGUCUAGUUCCACUCUUAAGAGUGUGAUAGGUACUGGUGGUACUGUAACAAAAGGGGGGCAAAAAGUAGGAUGGCAUGUAUGAGUUAUUUUGGUGCCUUUUGCAACUUUUGACAAUGGAAACACAAAUACUCGAGUACUUUACCAAACUGAACUGAACCAGACCACUUGGUGAAAACGCAGCUUGAAAGAUUUAGUGCUCCCCUGCUGACUGACUGCAGCAUAGGUCUUAAACCUUGCCUUCUCCAUGUUAACAGAUGGGACAUGGGUCAUGCAUUACCCAUUAAAUACAUUUUUAAGACCUUGAUUCUGUUGUGAAAAUAGAUAUGCUGAUUUAUGGCAAAGUGUUCAUUUUUCUGACUAGUCUUGUUUAAAUUAGUUACUAGACACAAAAAAGAGUCACGUAAAAUCAUGACUGACACUUAUAUUGUCAAAUGCAGCUACAUGCAGCCUUUUCAACUGGAUUGACCAGGGAAGAGGAGUAAAGUCUAGAGAUAAACUAAGCACACAGUCAUUUAAUUUCCAUAAACCAACACAGGAACUUGAUCUACCAUGGACUGCUCUGUUCUGAGUUUCCACUGAUAUUUGAUAGGUGCAUUAAAUGUGUGUUCAGUUAUUUGAAGGAGGGAGGGGUUAUUUCCACUGCUCUAGCAGUCAAAUCUCUUUGACUCACCUUACAUUACUGGGGCAAUACGUCAGCACCUGUCACAGGGGUCAUUUGGUUUCAUUUUUGUUCAAGAGAAUUUACAAAAAGUUUACCUAUUAGUUAUACACCUUUUAAAAUGUGGCCCAAGUUUAAAAAUGCAGACAUUUCCUUAAGUGUGUGUGUCAUUUAUAAAAGUAUUAAGUUCCUUUACUUUAGUUGAAAGCCUUUUUUGGAAAGAGGAGGUGAUUUGGGGGUUUCUGGACUCUAUAUUCUGGCUCAGACUGGGUUUGUGAAGGGUGGUUCUGACCUGGAGUGUC
This is a messenger RNA of Cheilinus undulatus (humphead wrasse), 3922 nucleotides long. It is a transcript of the gene camk1a, whose product is annotated as calcium/calmodulin-dependent protein kinase Ia. Gene Ontology annotation, biological process: peptidyl-serine phosphorylation. Gene Ontology annotation, molecular function: calcium/calmodulin-dependent protein kinase activity; calmodulin binding; ATP binding. NCBI's taxonomy places the organism in Eukaryota, Metazoa, Chordata, Actinopteri, Labriformes, Labridae. The transcript is spliced from 12 exons. Bases 401 to 1591 code for a protein of 396 amino acids. Gene Ontology annotation, cellular component: intracellular anatomical structure. The record is from RefSeq and is a predicted model, not a curated record.